AUGUGGGGUCUGGACAGGCUUUCCGGGCACUCGACGCCCUCGGGCACGCCUCCACCGCGCCGCGACUCUUACUCCCCAGCUCCUCGCCGGCUGCACCCCACGGAUAGACCCGCGCCCUUGCCGUUGCGACCUGGCCUGAACCCACGCUCGUCCUCAUUGUCGCUCAUAUCACCGCUCUCUUCGACUACGAGUCUACCCUCCACAGCUAAUAUACCCAAUGGCUCAGGGCGCAGACGACCGCCGGGCGGUGUGCCUCCCAACGUGCCAGAUCCAGUGCAGGUGUUGGAAUCGAUUAUGGGAGGACCGCCGCGCAAGCCGCCUCCGUUAAAAGUCAACGGAAUAGGCGUAAUACCAGACAAGCCUGAAGAGUUGGAGACGAGCAUCGACUUCGGGGGGCUAAGUCUGCAGGACUUCGCAGCGGAGGACACACCCGAGCCAGUGGCAUCUCCUGUACAUACAUAUAGCGCUCAGUCAGUUGAAGAAUUUGACAAGGAGAAGGACAAGUUCGAGGACCUGCACAGGUCUAUCAUUGCGUGCGACGAGGUGCUCAAGUCCGUUGAAACCUACCUCACCAAUUUCCAGGCCGAUCUUGGCGCCGUUUCCGCGGAGAUAGAGUCUCUGCAAAACCGCUCGGUCGCGUUGAAUACCAAACUCGAGAAUCGAAAAGUGGUGGAGAAGAUACUAGGUCCGGCGGUGGAGGACAUAAGCAUAUCACCGGCUGUUGUGCGGAAGAUUGCAGAGGGGCCGGUGGACGAAGGCUUCCUACGCGCGCUAUCGGAUCUCGAAAAACGGUCGAAAACGAUCGCCUCCAAGUCCACUUCGCAGACGGACCUCAAGGCUUUAGAAGACAUAAAGCCGCUGCUUACCGACCUUACCAACCGCGCUACCGAACGGAUACGCGACUACAUUGUUGCUCAGAUCAAGGCGAUACGCUCGCCUUCUAUGAACGCCCAAAUCAUCCAACAGCAAGCAUUUUUGAAGUACAAAGACUUGUAUGCCUUCCUAGCGAGGCACCAACCGGAACUUGCCUCGCAAAUAUGCCAAGCGUACAUUUACACUAUGCGAUGGUACUAUCUGAAUCACUUCACGCGAUACAGGAUAAGCCUGGAAAAACUGAAGAUACACGCAUUAGACAAGUACGAUGUGCUCGGUGAAGAUCCCACAUCGAAGAGAAGCGGCGCACUCUUAGGGCCAGCUAGGGGCGGUCCACCAGCCUCAUACGAUGCCUUCUCCCUCGGCCGCCGCGUUGACACCCUCAAAACCACCUCAGUAAACGCCUUACCGGCGCACCUUGCCGAAGAAGAAAAAGCCGCACACUACCUGGAAACACCCUUCCGGAGUUUCAAUCUCGCCCUCAUUGAUAACGCGUGCUUCGAAUACACCUUCCUAACAACAUAUUUUUCGCCCAGCCAAACGUACCACGCUAUCGGUCGCACUUUCGCAGCGAUCUUCGAACCCACAUUUGCCCUUGGGCAGGCUCUCACGAAGCAACUCGUCGAAACGUCAACAGACACGCUCGGCAUGCUCCUCUGCGUCCGUCUGAACCAGCACUUCGCCUUCGAGCUGCAGCGCCGCAAAGUUCCCGCUGUAGAGGGCUACAUUAACGCCACGAACAUGCUUCUCUGGCCGCGCUUCCAGAAGAUCCUCGACCUGCACUGUACAUCCCUCCAAAAACUCACGAAUUCCCUCCCGAACCGACCUUCAACCGGCGCAGCCCUCCUCGGCUCUCAAAACACCGCAAAUUCUACCGCGCCGACGCUGCUAACGCAAAAGUUUGCGAACUUACUGCACGGAAUUCUGUCGCUGAGCAGCGAGGCCGGAGACGACGAGCCGGUUUCUGUGAGCGUGGGCAGGCUGAGGAGCGAGUACGAGGCGUAUCUGGUGCGGAUGGGCAAGGGGAUUGGGGAUGCGAGGAAGAGGGAGAGGUUUCUGUGUAAUAAUUACAGUCUCGUGUGUACAAUAUUGACCGAUGUGGAGGGGCGGUUGGGUGAGGAGGCGCUGGCGCAUUUUGAGAAGUUGAGGGAUGCGCAUGAUAAAUGA
This is a messenger RNA of Didymosphaeria variabile, 2040 nucleotides long. It is a transcript of the gene VPS52, whose product is annotated as Vacuolar protein sorting-associated protein 52. Gene Ontology annotation, molecular function: syntaxin binding. The record is from RefSeq and is a predicted model, not a curated record. Gene Ontology annotation, biological process: retrograde transport, endosome to Golgi; endocytic recycling; Golgi to vacuole transport. Gene Ontology annotation, cellular component: GARP complex. NCBI's taxonomy places the organism in Eukaryota, Fungi, Ascomycota, Dothideomycetes, Pleosporales, Didymosphaeriaceae. The transcript has 2 exons. The coding region runs from base 1 to 2040 and encodes 679 amino acids.